Acanthochromis polyacanthus (spiny chromis) is the source of this 1455-nucleotide messenger RNA. RefSeq names its product ileal sodium/bile acid cotransporter-like. Gene Ontology annotation, biological process: bile acid and bile salt transport. Bases 157 to 1284 code for a protein of 375 amino acids. Gene Ontology annotation, molecular function: bile acid:sodium symporter activity. The record is from RefSeq and is a predicted model, not a curated record. Gene Ontology annotation, cellular component: apical plasma membrane. Lineage: Eukaryota; Metazoa; Chordata; Actinopteri; Pomacentridae. The transcript has 6 exons.
AUAAAGAGCAGUGAGCUGGACUUCCCCUCAUUGUCACCUUCAUCCUCCUGGAUAGCAGAAAGGGAGAAACUGGAGUAGUCUUGUGGAAUCUAUUGCAAACUCUGUGGACACUCUUCCAACCCGUGAGCCACUAAUUUCUCAAUACCAUUGUCCACAAUGUCUAUGUUGAAGGCAAUCAAUAUGGUACCUCCUGGCUGUGAUGCUCAUGUCACAGUCUGCUCAGGCAAUGAUUGCCUCGUUCCUCCGAGUAACUUCAAUGCAAUACUGAGUCAAGUGUUGUCUGUCGUGCUCACUGUGAUGCUUGCUAUGGUCAUGUUCUCCAUGGGUUGCAAUGUGGACGCCUAUAAGCUGUGGGGUCACAUCAAGAGACCCUGGGGCAUUGUCAUUGGUUUCCUCUGUCAGUUUGGCAUUAUGCCCUUCACAGCAUUUGCCUUGUCACUUGCCUUUGGAGUGUUGCCUGUGCAGGCUGUCGUCAUCAUCAUUAUGGGCUGCUGUCCUGGAGGCACUGGUUCUAACAUUAUCUGCUACUGGCUCGAUGGAGACAUGGACCUCAGUAUCAGUAUGACAGCCUGUUCCUCUAUCCUGGCCUUGGGGAUGAUGCCUCUGUGCCUGCUCAUUUACACCACUACCUGGACUUCCAGUGACACCAUCCAGAUUCCUUAUGACAGUAUUGGUAUCACACUAGCGGCUCUUCUCAUCCCAAUUGCUUUUGGAAUGUUAGUGAAGCGCAGGUGGCCCAUCUACGCAAAAAAAAUCCUCAAGGUGGGCUCCAUCGUUGGCUUUCUUCUCAUUAUCGCCAUAGCUGUGGUUGGAGGAGUCCUCUACCAGUCCUCCUGGAACAUCGCUCCCUCCUUAUGGAUAAUUGGUACCAUCUACCCCUUUAUUGGGUUUAGCCUGGGGUUUAUCAUGGCCCGCUUUGUGGGACAACCCUGGUAUAGAUGUCGAACCAUUGCACUGGAGACAGGCUUCCAGAACUCCCAGCUAUGCAGUACCAUUGUCCAGCUCUCCUUCAGCCCAGAAGAGCUGGAAGUCAUGUUUGCAUUCCCCCUCAUCUACAGCAUCUUCCAGCUAGUCAUGGCUGUCCUGUCUGUGGGAGGCUACCAGGCAUACAAACGGUGCUUCGGCAUCGAAUCAGCGGAUGGAGCUCGUGAGGCUGCAUCUUUGGAAGAUGAUGACAUUGACCCAGAAAAGCAAAAGGAAUCUGCUCUGGAAAAUGACGCUUUUGAGUUCAAUGAAAAUGACAAUAGCAAUGUGAAGGACACUGACAAGAACACCAAGCUGUGAGAUUACAACACUGCAAAUAGACUUUGGACUUUCUAAAUGAGCAUCAGUGACCACAGCAAUACUGAAGACAGCAGCCUGACCAAACCGUGAACACACACUGCACUCUGUAGGCUGCAGCUGUGCCAUACAGGUGCUGGUAUACACUCAUCACUGGAAAAGGUUUUCCAAAAG